Messenger RNA from Pleurotus ostreatus (oyster mushroom), 1500 nucleotides. RefSeq lists its product as uncharacterized. NCBI's taxonomy places the organism in Eukaryota, Fungi, Basidiomycota, Agaricomycetes, Agaricales, Pleurotaceae. The transcript has 13 exons. The coding region runs from base 1 to 1500 and encodes 499 amino acids. The record is from RefSeq and is a predicted model, not a curated record. Gene Ontology annotation, molecular function: oxidoreductase activity, acting on paired donors, with incorporation or reduction of molecular oxygen; monooxygenase activity; heme binding.
AUGUCGCUGUUACCCCUCGACCCCCAAUCGAUCGCCGCCAUUAUUCUCUGCAUUACCGCGCUCGCGGUCAUCCACAAGCACGCCCAGCGCCCAAGCGACUUGCCUCCUGGCCCCCGAGGUCACUGGCUAUUCGGCAAUGUAUUACCGAACGCAUUCGCGUAUCGCAAAUUCGAGGAAUGGACCAAGGAAUUCGGACCAGUGUUCUCGCUGCGGCAGGGAACGAGGACCAUCAUCGUAGUCGGCCGCGUGCAGGCCGCGAUGGAUAUCAUGGAGAAGGAGGGCGCUUUCCUCGUUGACCGACCAGCAUCUAUCGCAGCUGGCGAAACGCUCUCUGGGGGUAUGCGCGUGUUGCUGACACCUGCCGGCGAACGCUUCAAGAAACUGCGAAGAGCCCUGCACACUCAUCUUCAACCCAAGGCGGUUACCACGUAUUCCCCAGUGUUAAUGCGGAACGCCCGCAAUCACAUCCUAGACCUCAUUGAUGAUCCUUCCAAUCACCAGGAUCAUGCCAAACGUUAUUCUGCCUCUGUCGUGAUGGCGCUCGCUUAUGGCCGUCAUCCAGAGGGCUACGAUGACCCAGGUGUACAGGCUGUAAACCGCUGCUUAACACGCCUUGGACUGAACUUGCGCCCUGGUCUCUGGAAAGUCGAUAUCUACCCAUUCCUACGAUACAUCCCCGGAUAUUUACGCGAACUACAAGAUGGACACAAAGAGGAGCUUGCCUUGUUCAAAGGUCAAUUAGCCACUGUUCGGGAGAAAAUGGAGCGAGACGAGGCUUCGUACUGCUUUGGGCGAUACCUCUUGGAACGCCAAGCGGAACUCGAACUCGAUGAUAACGAAGUUGCCUACCUCGCUGGUGCCCUUUUUGGUGCGGGGUCGGACACGACUGCAUCUGCUAUCAGUAUAACAGUAAUGGCGGCAGCCCUACAUCCAGAAGCUCAGGCCAAGGUACAGGAAGAACUUGACUCCGUCAUUGGCUCUGAUCGACCACCCACGAUGGAAGAUGCGAACAUGCUUCCACAAACAACCGCAUUCGUUCUGGAAACCUUCAGAUGGAGGCCCGUGACUGCAGGGGGAUUCGCACAUAAAGCCACGAAGGACAUCAUUUGGAAUAACUACCGCAUUCCCAAGGGGGCUACCGUAAUGGGGAACAUCUGGGCAAUCAGUCGUGAUCCCGCCGUUUACCCUGAGCCGGAGACAUUCAACCCCCAGAGAUGGCUGACAGAAGACGGAAAGUUACGAACUGAUAUGAGGACGUUUAGUUGGGGGUCGGGUAGACGCGUUUGCCCUGGCCAAUACAUCGCGCACAGUUCCGUGUUUUUGAACGCUGCCUUGAUGCAUUGGGCAUUCAAAAUCUCUGCCAACCCAUCUUCACCCAUUGACUCACUCGCGUUCACCGAAAGUGCAAAUACGCAUCCACUGCCGUUCAAAGUAGCCUUUGAACCCAGGACCAUGGAUUUGGUGACCUUGAGGUCAAUGUUUGAAAUGUACGGCCAGUGA